Messenger RNA from Batrachochytrium dendrobatidis JAM81, 2817 nucleotides. RefSeq lists its product as uncharacterized. The transcript has a single exon. The record is from RefSeq and is a predicted model, not a curated record. Gene Ontology annotation, biological process: actin filament polymerization. Lineage: Eukaryota; Fungi; Chytridiomycota; Chytridiomycetes; Rhizophydiales. Gene Ontology annotation, cellular component: actin filament. Bases 88 to 2133 code for a protein of 681 amino acids.
GUAUCUAUCUACUUCUACGUUCAAGCCAUACUGGUUACUUGUUGUAAACUUUAGCUGUCCAUUUCUCCCUUGAAUACUGUCAAGAAAAUGUAUGUUCGCUCCCUUUUUGCUCUUAUCUGCUCGGCUGUGAUUGGCUCUGCCACAGCACUUUCGCUUGAUUUCAACCCUGCCAAGUUUAUUAUCGAUGAUACCAGCGCUGGCAAAGGGUUUGGCUGCAAACUCAACGAAAAGCCCACUUCCCCAGUGACUAUCUACUUGGAGCACACUUCCAUUUAUUUCUCUGAUUGUAUUUUGGUUUUCACCCCCGAAAACUGGGAUAUACUCCAGACGAUCAAUGCAACUGCUGUCCCCGUGUUUGGCUCGUACAUGGGAGCAGGUGGCAUUGCUGAUAUUGCUUCAAGCAUCAAUGCCCAUAUGGUCCAAGAGGGUCAGACUACCGAGAUCCCCAAGGUUGAGUAUGGGUGUGAUCGCAAACCCGCAGCUGGUGGAACUUGCACUAGUAUCGGCGAUCCCCAUUACCAGACAUUUGACUCGCUUACUUUUUCGAGCCAAGUUAUUGGACAUUACUACCUUUUGAAAUCCGACGAUUUCGAGAUUCAAGUUAUUACUCAUUCUUGUGGUCCUAAUGUAUCGUGCACUGCUGCCAUUGCUAUCCGAUACGGCUCGACUCUUAUGGUUCUUGAUGUACGUCAAAAGAAGGAUCCCAGCCAAUACACUGUGCAACAGGUUACCCCCAACACCAACGGUGUUGUGUAUAUUCCUCCUCCAACCGGAUCUGGUGUCCACAAAAUCAACACUCCUUGCGGUUCAUCCAUCUCCGCCGUCAGCAAUCUCGAUAGAGGUUUCAACAACAUUGACAUUACCAUCAACUUGGCUGGCAGAUACAGCAAAAUCGGUGGUCUUUGCAACGUCUUGUCUUCUCAAACCAAAAAGGGUCUGAUUUACUCGAGCGGCAAGAUUGGCAACCCAACUUCAACACAGGAUGUCAGCGGCUUUGUGGAUUCUUGGGUGGUAAAGAGCGGUGACAGUCUGUUUGAGGGCAACUACAAAGGCUCUACUCCUCCCGUGAACACACCAGGAAAGAUCUGCAAGCUCCCUACUAUUCCCAAACCUGUUCCUGCACCACCAGCUCCCUCCGUGCCUCCUACCUUGCCCGUCUAUGUUCCACCACCACCUCCUCCUGCACCCGCAUCAACUGCAGCUGCUUCUACUGCACCUGCUUCUACUGCAGCCGCCUCAACCGCAGCUGCUUCAACCAUUGUUCUUUCUUCAACCUCUCUUCCCGGAUCCACUGCCACAUCUGCUGCUCCCUCUCCACAAGCCACAUCUGCUCCUCCUCCACAAGCCACUGUUCCUGCUCCACCACCCGUGUUCGAUCAGGAAAUCGAGAAGCACUGCCGAGACAUGUUCAACGUUCCAUCUUGCAACACCAUCAUUCCCGUCGACUUCUUUGUUCAGUCUUGUAUUAAAGAUGCCCAAUCUACUGGAUCUUACAUCUUUAUUGAAGGUAGCAAGCGCGCUUAUCUCGCUCGUUGUGCCGCACUCUCCGUGUAUAUGGAGAAUGGACCCACUCCUGUUAUUGUCGAGCAAGGUAAAAAGGUUCAAGAGGAUUGUGGAUUUGGUAACCGCACCUGUCUCAAUAACUGCUCUGGAAACGGUGUCUGCUCCAACGUUGGUUGUGCCUGCAAGACUGGCUUUGCCGGCCAAGAUUGCUCCAUGGACUUGUCCAAGGUCACUCAAUACGAUCCCAAUGCUGGCAAAUAUCAGGUUAAUGUCAAUGUCAAUGUAAUCAUCAAAUACCAACAAGAGCACAUUAACCAAACACCCCAGCUUCCAGCCCCUGCUCCACAGGCACCUCAACCCAGUGCUCCUCAGACUCCAGCCACCGCACCUCCUGCUUCUGAUCCUCAGACUCCAGCUCCUGCUUCUGAUCCCCAGACUCCAGCCCCUGCUUCAGGAGGUGAACAGCCCUUGCCUGUAUCAACUCCCGUUGGUCUCCCACAAUCCAAGCCAGCCGAGAGUUUCCCCAACUCGGUUAACCAGGAUCCUGUCCUCUCCUCUGCUCAAAGCAUUGGUUCCUUUGUCGCACUGUCUCUUGCUGCUGUGGCAUCAACCAUGUUUGUUCUCAUCUGAUGAGUUUUCGCUUUUGAAUCGUAGAAUGUAUUCCAUGCACUGAAGUUCUAAAUGAAUCUUGCUAAAUUGCCAUCUCACUGCAACGAGUAUUUUGCUUGCAACCAUGUUCACGUAGAAUGGAAUACUUGUAUUUAUUUUGCAUCGACUGCCUCUUGGUUCGAAAUAAACAAUGGUUGAAUAUCCACUACUUUUUACAAAUUAUAAUCAUAUUCACUUGGAAUAACUCUUUGCUCCAGAAUAAGCAAUCGCUGUUGAAAAUUGGUUACUUUUUUAUUGAAACUCGUCAGAUACGUUCGCGCUCCAGUUCAACAUAUCUCAGGAUGCAACUGUUGUUCCUAUACCAAGAGAGAGACUUGUAAGUUUUAUCAGGACGCUAUUGUUUAGUAAAUUUGGUAGAAACUGGCUGCUUAUGCAUUUAUCGAGCAUUUCACUUUACAUGAAUACGACUGUAAUUACAUUCAAUCUGGGUUUAUUCAAAGUUUUUAUUGGGUUGAAAUAGUUGCUCAAAAAUGACCUAUUACAUUUCAACUAAAUAUUUGUGGUUAGUUUCCGUUCAGAGUGUAACAAGCCCUUUAGACACUUACCAUCCAUGGCUAAAUUAUCCACUACUGAUUCAGCAGCAGCCUUUUUGGCAUUUUGAUCUUGCAGCCUCUGAAUAAUGAACAUUGAAAAUCAUUUUAAUCU